Molecule: messenger RNA, 894 nt
Organism: Eurypyga helias (sunbittern)
Lineage: Eukaryota; Metazoa; Chordata; Aves; Eurypygiformes; Eurypygidae
Gene: ITPKA
Product: inositol-trisphosphate 3-kinase A
Exons: 6
Biological process (GO): inositol phosphate biosynthetic process
Cellular component (GO): cytoplasm; nucleus
Molecular function (GO): inositol-1,4,5-trisphosphate 3-kinase activity; inositol tetrakisphosphate kinase activity
Source: RefSeq, a predicted model, not a curated record
AAAAAGGCAUGGCAUACAAUUAAAACCAUGGUGAAUUUACCAGUCAUCAGCCCCUUCAAGAAACGCUACUCGUGGGUGCAGUUGGCUGGUCAUACAGGCAGUUUCAAGGCAGCUGAUAGUGGGAAGAUUCUCAAACGCUUCUCAGAGAAUGAAAAGGAGUGUUUUGAGCGAUUGAUGAAAGACCCGCUACGCUCCUGUGUCCCUUGCUUCCAUGGUGUGGUGGAGAGAGAUGGCGAGAGCUACAUUCAGCUGGAUGACUUGCUUACUGAUUUUGAAGGGCCUUGUGUGAUGGACUGCAAGAUGGGGAUCAGGACAUACCUGGAGGAAGAGUUGACUAAGGCCCGUGAGAAACCAAAGCUGCGUAAGGACAUGUACAAGAAGAUGAUUGAAGUGGAUCCUCUUGCUCCCACGGCUGAAGAGAAUGCCCAGCAUGCUGUCACCAAACCCCGGUACAUGCAGUGGAGGGAAACCGUUAGCUCUAGUGCCAACCUGGGCUUCAGGAUUGAAGGGAUUAAGAAAGCGGAUGGAACGUGUAACACAAACUUCAAAACUACAAAGACACAGGAGCAAGUUCUACAGGUUUUUGUGGAAUUCAUUGAGGGCAACACAACUAUUCUGAAAAAAUACCUCAAGCGUCUGCAGGAAAUUCAUAUCAUUCUUGAAUCCUCAGACUUCUUCAAGCGACACGAGGUCGUUGGAAGUUCACUACUUUUUGUACACGAUGGCAGUGGGAAUGCCAAUGUAUGGCUGAUCGAUUUUGGGAAGACCACCCUUCUCCCUGAUGGGCAGACACUGGAUCACAGGAUCCCCUGGCAGGAAGGCAACAGGGAGGAUGGGUACUUACUGGGAUUGGACAAUUUGAUUGGCAUCUUGGAAAGCAUCACUGAAAGAUGA